Vigna unguiculata (cowpea) is the source of this 3042-nucleotide messenger RNA. Its product is annotated as exocyst complex component EXO70E2. Gene Ontology annotation, biological process: exocytosis. The record is from RefSeq and is a predicted model, not a curated record. Gene Ontology annotation, molecular function: phosphatidylinositol-4,5-bisphosphate binding. NCBI's taxonomy places the organism in Eukaryota, Viridiplantae, Streptophyta, Magnoliopsida, Fabales, Fabaceae. Gene Ontology annotation, cellular component: exocyst.
CAAAAGUCAAAAGCCAUAGAUUGAGGAAAUUUUGUAGUUAGAAAAACUCUCAUAGCAAAGCAAAGCUCCUCCACAAUUUUCUUUUUCUCCACACAAAAACAAUUUCUCUUCACAAAUAUCAAUUAAUUAACAUCCAAUUUUCCCCUUGCUACACAAAAUUCGUCCCCACUUUCUCAAUUUCUAAGCUUUCUUCUUUUUUGCAUCUUUGUCCCAACUUGAUCCUUUGUCCUGGUUUAUAGUUUCUCUUACCUGAAUCAUGUUUUGAAAUCUGUGAACUGUGUGUGAUUUUCAUUGUCUUUCUCUUUUUUCAAAGAAAUUCUUUUGGGGGUUCAGUUACCAGUGAUUAAUUGGCACGGUAGGUGUUUGUGUGAGGGUCAAUUGGUUGAGUUCACCAUUUCCUGUGGCAAUUCUAUUUAUACAAGUUUGAAUUUGGAGGUUGUGCUUUGUUUUGGUGGGUUAUAUAUGAUUAUCAGCUCUCUUACUCCCAAUUGUUGGGGCUUGCUGUUGUUGCUCUGCCUUUCUUGAUAAUGGAGAGGGGAAUGAGAAGUUAAGAGGAGAAAAUUAUUCAUUCAUGCCUUCUUCUUCUUCAUAAUUUCCAGAUGCAGGGUUUCAAGCUUUUAAGGUUUAAAUUCUUGUUCCUUUGAGGACUAUAAAGCUUGCUUUUAUUUUUUUUCUUGUCUAUAAGUUGAGCUUUUGCAAGGUUCUUUGUUUUAACCCAUACCUUUUGUGUAAACUAUACAAAGAUUUUAGUUUGGAGACGAAGUAGUCAUGUUCAGUUGUAGAGACUGCAAUAAGGUUUUAAAGUCUGCAAUCGCAAUUUAUGCCUUAAUCUCAAGGUUUUUAGAGUUUGUGACUGUGUUGUGAUUGCAAAUUGCGGCUGCGUUUGUCUGCAUCACAGUGACAAAUUAAAACCACUGCAUUCUUGUUUGGAUUUCUCUGUGCUCUUGCAUGUUUUUCUGCUAUGGAGGAACAUAAACCUGUUAUCUCCACUUGUGAACAAGAUCAACACGUGGUUGCUGCUGCUCAACACAUUUUAAAGGCACUAGCAGCAAGUAAGAAUGUGUCCAGUGACUUGAGAAAAACCCUCUUGGAUGUUGAGACCCAAUUGUCCCAAUUGUCCGCAAUUUCCAUAGUCAAUGAGAGGAAAGGAAGGGGUAUCAAGCAAUUAGAGAACCGACUCAAGUGUGUUGAAGACAAGGUAACGAUGUGGGUAGCAAACCCUUCCAUGACAUGGGACUCUAGUCCAAAUGAGUGUUCUGAUUAUUUGAAACUUGUUGGUGAAAUCCAAACACUGAUUCAGAGUUUGGAAAGCUUUUCUGUGGUGAAUGAUAACUGGAGGCAGAAGGAACUUCUUGAGAGAGCUUAUGCAGUUUUGCAGGAUGCUAUGUCCAGGCUUGAGAGAGAAUUAGACCACAUUCUUGUUGAACAUAAGCAGUUUUUUGAGCCUGAAUGCAUGUCUUUCAAUUCUAAAAUGGAUAUGGCAUAUGAUGAAUCAUUUCGUGCAGUGGAGGAUGAACAAGUUAACGAGGUUCGCAGGAGUACCGGUUCUGGCCAAUCCGAGACCAACAUUGUUGAUCUGAUGAAUCCAGCAGUACUUGAGUAUCUCAAGAGCAUUGCAAAUGUCAUGUUUCACUCAAAAUACCAUCAAGAGUUCUCUCAGGUUUUCAUUUCAUCCAGAAGAGAUGCCUUGGCUGAUUAUUUUGUGAUUCUUAAGAUGGAAAAAUUAAGCAUUGAGGAUGUGCUGAAACUGGAGUGGCAGUGCCUGAACCAUGAGAUAAAGAAAUGGAUACGAGCCAUGAAGAUCAUUGUUCAGGUGUAUCUUGUGAGUGAGAAAAGAUUGUGCAAACACAUCCUUGGGGACUUUGGAUCCUUUUAUCAGUGUUGCUUUUCCGAAAUUUCUCAGAGUUUUAUGCUGCUUCUUUUGAAUUUCGGAGAGGCCGUGGCAAUGGGAACACACACCCCAGAAAGAAUGUUUCGUUUGCUUGACAUGCAUGAGGUUUUGGAGCAUGUUUCGGUGGAUGUAGAUAUAUUGUUCUUUGAAGAAGUUGGUGCUUUUGUGAGAGGAGAGUUUCACAAGCUUCAAACAAGCAUUGGUGACACUAUCAAGUCUACAUUUCUGGCAUUCAGAAAUGCUAUUGCAACUAACCAUUCAAAGAUUCCUUUUCCUCAAGGGGGUGUUCACCAUGUUACCAAAUAUGUCAUGAAUUACAUCAUGACACUGGUUGAAUAUGGUGACACCCUCAAUCACCUUCUCGUUGAAGAGUGUUCAACUGAUCCUGCAGGAUAUAAACCAGAAGCCUCAGGUCUCUCACUGAGUCCAAUGGCAUUCUACUUUCGAUCAAUCGCCACAGCUCUAGAAUCCAACUUGAGCAACAAGUCCAAACUAUACAAAGAUUUGGCUUUGCAACAUAUUUUCAUGAUGAACAACAUCCGUUACAUGGUGCAAAAGGUGAAGUGCUCUGAUCUAAGCCACUUUUUUGGAGAUUUCUGGCUUCGGCAGCACACUGCUGAGUAUCAGCGCGAUGCAAGGUGCUAUGAGAGGGUGACUUGGGGUCCAAUACUUUGUAUGCUUAAGGAUGAGAAUUUGCCAAAUUGUGUUUCACACAGAACUUUGGAGAAAAGCUGCAAAAAGUUUUGCAAUGCCUUUCGUGAAGUGUACAGGACCCAGACAGGGUGGUGCGUCCAAGACUGUGAACUUCGUGAGGAUCUACAAAUUUCUGUGUCUCAGAAAGUGGUUCUUGCAUACGGAUCAUACACUGGAAGAAACUCAUCAAACAUUGCAGAUAAGUAUAUCAAGUACACUGUUGAGGAUCUACAGAGUUAUAUUUUGGACCUUUUUCAAGGGUCACCAAAAUCUUUGCAGCAAAGAAAUUGAAGGGUUUUUCUUGUCUUGGGUUUCAUUUUUCAUAGAGACCAUUGUAUAUUUUACUUGUCAUGUGAAAAAAAAAAAUGACAUCAUGGUCGUAGUUUAGCUAAGGAAGGCCAUUGUGCUUGUUCUUCGUUCAUAUCAAAUAAAUGAAAAUGGUGACUUUUUCUUCACGA